Messenger RNA from Sycon ciliatum, 769 nucleotides. Its product is annotated as transcription factor BTF3 homolog 4-like. The coding region runs from base 145 to 612 and encodes 155 amino acids. Lineage: Eukaryota; Metazoa; Porifera; Calcarea; Leucosolenida; Sycettidae. The transcript is spliced from 8 exons. The record is from RefSeq and is a predicted model, not a curated record. Gene Ontology annotation, cellular component: cytosol; nascent polypeptide-associated complex.
ACAUGGUCACUUUCAGUGCAACCUUUUCACAGGAAUGGCGAACUAGAGUUGAAAAAGUCGCUCUGCUAACCAAACUAGUCGCGGGCCGAGCAGCUGAUUCGUCGACAAGUAACUAAUUGUAGGGAAGAGUAGCUUACCUCGAAAAUGAAUCCAGAAAAGCUGAAGGCAAUGCAGGAGCAAGUCCGCAUCGGUGGCAAGGGCUCUGCUCGCAGAAAGAAGAAGGUCGUGCACAAGACGUCCAAGUCAGAUGAUAUCAAGCUACAGAACAACCUGAAGAAAAUGGGUAUGAACAACAUCCCCGGAAUUGAGGAGGUCAACAUGUUUCAGCAGGACGGCAACGUAUUGCAUUUCUCAAACCCCAAAGUGUCGGCUCUCAUCCCAGCCAAUACGUUUUCCGUCACCGGACCAUGCGAACAAAAGUCUCUUGGUGAACUCCUGCCUACUAUUCUGCAGCAGAUGGACUCGCAGAGUUUGUCCGGACUAAAGAAGAUGUUCGACCCAGCGGCUGCAAAGAGCACCAUAUCCGAGAUAACAGAGGAUGACGAGGAUGACGUACCAGAGCUGACUGGUGAUUUCGACUCCGUGGCUUCUGCUGAUGCUGAAGCCUCAUAGGUACAACGAGAAGCACCGACAACCGGCAGACCAACUCCAUCUUCGAGGCUGCAGUGAACAUGGCUUGUUGCAUUCCUUCUCUUGAAUCUUUUCUACAGCUUGGCAAUUUUAUAACAUUCUAGAGAAAGGAAAGGAAUAAAGAGUAUACCCACCAUGA